Molecule: messenger RNA, 274 nt
Organism: Morus notabilis
Lineage: Eukaryota; Viridiplantae; Streptophyta; Magnoliopsida; Rosales; Moraceae
Product: protein RETICULATA-RELATED 4, chloroplastic-like
Exons: 3
Coding region: 20-274 (84 amino acids)
Source: RefSeq, a predicted model, not a curated record
UGGUAUCUGUCUACAGAUUAUGGCCCUAGUAGCAGAUUUUAUGCUAGUAUGGCUUCCUGCUCCAACUGUUUCUCUCCGGCCGCCACUUGCCGUCAGUGCCGGCUCUAUCGCCAAGUUCUUCCAUGGCUGCCCUGAAAAUGCCUUUCAGGUAGCUUUGGCUGGAACGUCUUAUUCACUUUUACAGAGAAUAGGUGCAAUUGUGCGCAACUGGGCCAAACUGUUUGCAGUGGGGACUGGGGCAUCUCUGGUAAGUACAUUAUCUUACGCUUUAUAG